AUGCCACCCAAGCGCAAAAGAUGCUUCCAAUGCUCUCGUCGCCGCAUUGUGUGCGACAAAUCUGAGCCAUCGUGUGGCAAGUGCAUCAAGAAAGGUAUUGAGUGCUCCGGAGUCAAUCGCAUACGCUUCACCGAGGCGGUCGCAAGACGGGGGAAACUUAAAGAUUGCAAGAUCCCGGACGCGAGUGGAACUGAAUCAAUCUGCCUGCCCACUACAACAACGUUUCCAGCAGUGCGAUGGAAGAGCGAGAAAAGGCAAGGAACGGAGAGAGCAAAGAAACAGAAGCAACGCGCGCAGAGCGAAGCUGCGGAUUUGCAGGAUUCUUCCCGAUGCUGCGAUGGACUCGAUGGUCUUUCGCCUGGUUCGCUGGUAGCUACAAAGAAUUUGCCGCAGAUUUCAGCAGGACCAGACGAGAGUUCAGAGGCUCAUGACGACGUGGAAGAGAUUGUGCGAUUUGAAGAUGGUGUGCUGCGGCAGUGUCCCGUCUAUGUUGGUGUACAACCCUGGCUCGCACCUCUGAGCAGCGAAGCGCGCAUGCUGUUCUCGCAUUUCUCCGAAGCCAUCGCACCAGUGAUGGUGAUUGUCGAUACUGCGGCGAACGGCUAUCGCGAAAUCAUCUUACCCAUGGCUCUCGAAGACGAAGUCUUGCGUCGAGCCGUUGGUGUAGUCGCCGCUCAGCAUCUCAGCCGCGAGAGACCCGACAUGCAGCAGGCUGCUGAAGCUGGCCGCGCUGCAAUCAUUUCUCGUCUACGCAAAGAUGCGUCAUCUGCCACACCGGAGCAGGUUUUCAACAAGUUCACUUGGGCAACGUUGGUAGUUCUGCUAGUUGGCGAGACGGUCACGGGCAGUGCAGACUACAGCUUUCUGGUACAGAUGCUGUUGUGUUUGUCGACAAGUCGCAGGGCUGAAUACCAAAGGUCACCAGUCACUAGGUUCCUCCAGACCUCAACAAAUCUGUUCGAACUACUCGGCCUGCCUCUGCUUGGGGAACAUCAUGGCAUGUUGGCGCUGCAGAGAUUUUCCCACUGGGAAGACUGGCUCACAUGCGAGCAGUUUCCUGAGGGAUCUGAAAGUCAGCGUAUCCUCGACGAGAUAUGCCUUUGCUUUGCCGCCGCGUCCGACAUCUACACCCGGCGAGCUACAAGUGAGGAGGCGGAGUCUUCGAGGCUGGCAAUACUUCAUCCACACACUUUCGACGAUCUCAAUCUCAAAAAUCUCAUGGAAAGGAUUUCUCUGAUACCGCCAUGUUCUCCUGGGGCGCAUGCCCUCGUCUGGCCAUGCUUUGUCGCGGGCGCAGAAACAGCUGAUCCCGGCCAGAGAGCCUUCUUUGUCGAGUACAUGAAUAGUAUUUACGCCCGCACUAAAUUUCGCAACAUUCCAACAGCUGUGCGAAGCUUGGAAAAUAUUUGGGCAAGGAAAGGAGGCAAGAGAUGGACUCAGUGCUUGCCUGAACUUUCGAACGUAUUAGUAAUGUGA
Parastagonospora nodorum SN15 is the source of this 1476-nucleotide messenger RNA. RefSeq lists its product as hypothetical. Lineage: Eukaryota; Fungi; Ascomycota; Dothideomycetes; Pleosporales; Phaeosphaeriaceae. Gene Ontology annotation, biological process: positive regulation of transcription by RNA polymerase II. The transcript has 2 exons. Gene Ontology annotation, molecular function: DNA-binding transcription factor activity, RNA polymerase II-specific; transcription cis-regulatory region binding; zinc ion binding. The record is from RefSeq and is a predicted model, not a curated record. Gene Ontology annotation, cellular component: nucleus. Bases 1 to 1476 code for a protein of 491 amino acids.